UCAGAAGCCCAAUAGAUUGUAAUUCCGGGGAAUAACAACUGAACCAGCAGUCCCCAUUUCUCUCCAUACUGGAAAAACGCAGUGAGAGAGCACCCGAGAAGAAGAUCGAAAACGUUCGGAAGUAUUGAUCCAGAGUUUCACCUUAGCAAUGUUUCUGCGGGUGAUCGGGCGGCCAUUGUUGGCUAAAGUGAAGCAGACAACGGGGAUCGUGGGUCUGGAUGUGGUCCCCAACGCGAGGGAGGUAUUGAUCAAUCUGUACACCAAAACCCUAAAGGAGAUUCAGGCGGUCCCUGAGGACGAAGGGUACCGUAAGGCGGUGGAGAGCUUCACGAGGCAUAGGCUGAAGGUAUGCCAAGAGGAAGGGGAUUGGGAAAUGAUCGAGAAAAAACUUGGGUGCGGCCAAGUUGAGGAGCUCAUCGAGGAGGCCCAGGACGAGCUCAAGCUCAUCGAGAAAAUGAUCGAGUGGGAUCCUUGGGGUGUUCCUGAUGACUAUGAAUGUGAAGUUAUAGAAAAUGAUGCACCAGUUCCGAAGCAUGUUCCUUUACAUCGACCUGGUCCUCUUCCUGAGGAGUUCUACAAGACACUUGAGGCUGUGCAGUCCAAAAAUGAUGCACCUGCAGUCAACUCUGGUCAGACAGAGUCAAAGGAGAAAUGCUUGGGGCACACUUAAUUUGAGAAACAUCGAGUUUCAGAGUUCAAUUUCUCGUUGUUUCUCGUUUAUUGUUUUGUGUUUGUUCUCUUGUAAUUCCAGUUUACCAGAUUGAAUAGGGUUUUCAUGAAACAAGGGCCAGAACCAUUCAGUGAAUAAUCCUGACUUGGGCAGACGUUACUAAAAGUUGUUUUUAUAAAAUCUCAUUCUUGAUUUCCUAUUAAAAAUAAAUUUUGGCUAGUCUAUUGAACGGUA
Molecule: messenger RNA, 904 nt
Organism: Hevea brasiliensis (rubber tree)
Lineage: Eukaryota; Viridiplantae; Streptophyta; Magnoliopsida; Malpighiales; Euphorbiaceae
Product: probable NADH dehydrogenase [ubiquinone] 1 alpha subcomplex subunit 5, mitochondrial
Exons: 2
Coding region: 149-670 (173 amino acids)
Biological process (GO): respiratory electron transport chain
Source: RefSeq, a predicted model, not a curated record